AGAGGAUAUUCUGAAGCUUCUUCUUAACUUCAUUGGCUUCUUUCUUGUGUUUACCAUAGCUGCUCAUGUAAGAUAGAACAGGCUUUGCUGUUGAAAUUGAAGUGAACCAAAUUCGUCUCCUAAAUCCUAAUCUGCAGGCUGCAAAAUAUUGAAAAUUGGUGAUAAGAUGAACACUCUCCGCGCAUUUUGGAACAGUCCCAUUGGCCCUAAAACUACUCAUUUUUGGGGUCCUACCUUCAACUGGAGCCUUCCUCUUGCGGCAGCACUGGACACAAAGAAACCACCAGAAACUAUAUCUGUCAAUAUGACCGCAGUUAUGUGUGGUUAUUCGGCAUUGUUUAUGAGAUUUGCUUGGGUGGUGAGACCACGUAACAUACAUCUUCUUGUAUGCCAUGCCUCCAACGAGACUGUGCAAUUAUAUCAAUUCUCAAGGUGGUUCAGAGCUCAAAGAAGCACUGAGCAGAAGAAAGAGGAAGCAGAUGCAGAAUGAAGCAUAUUUGUGCCAGCUUCCAAGUCCAAAAACAAAAUUAUUAUAUCUUCAAAAAUUAGUCUUUGGUGGCUCACAAUUCACCAAUAGCUCUUUUAUUUGCUUUGCGAUCUGGACACAUUAUA
This is a messenger RNA of Abrus precatorius (Indian licorice), 612 nucleotides long. Its product is annotated as mitochondrial pyruvate carrier 1-like. The transcript has 5 exons. Bases 167 to 490 code for a protein of 107 amino acids. Gene Ontology annotation, biological process: pyruvate import into mitochondria. The record is from RefSeq and is a predicted model, not a curated record. Gene Ontology annotation, cellular component: mitochondrial inner membrane. NCBI's taxonomy places the organism in Eukaryota, Viridiplantae, Streptophyta, Magnoliopsida, Fabales, Fabaceae.